Molecule: messenger RNA, 1726 nt
Organism: Drosophila yakuba
Lineage: Eukaryota; Metazoa; Arthropoda; Insecta; Diptera; Drosophilidae
Exons: 2
Coding region: 372-1649 (425 amino acids)
Source: RefSeq, a predicted model, not a curated record
AAAUAUUAUAUUUCUUUUUGUCGCGGAACGGUUUAGGGCUAUCGAUAGUUAGUCAAGUUGCAUUUUAGAGCCGCCAGAACUUAGAGAUAUUUGUGUCAGGAAUCUCGUGAAUGUGUAAUUCGGGCACACUAAAUCAUGUAAAGUUAUGCUUAAUUUUGGCGGAUAGUAUUACUACGAUUUGAGCAUCACACUGAGUGGGAAGGGAAACUGCGAAUAAAACAUAAGACCCAAAUACUCUGUUUGUUAUCGAACACGAGGUGUUUUCUUGGGCGUUAAGUUGCAAUGCACCCCGUGAUAGUUCGAGCGUCGUCAUUUUCUUUUAUUCGCACUCUGCAUUCGCAAGGUGCAUUGGAUUUGCACUCUGCGAGAAGAUGCCAAUGAAGCAUUCGCCCCGGCGGAGCCCCAGACUGGAUGUCGGGGGUGCUCCCGCAACUGCGACCACCACGGCCACAGCAACUGGCAAGCCGGCCAGCUCUGCGAGUGUGGCUGGUGAUCGGCAGCGGCCACAGACUCCGAAGGAAAGUGGAGUAGCCGCCAGUGAAGCGGCAAGUAACCUGCAGCCCGCAGCUACGGGGCAGCUUACGGACUCCACGACUGUACAAGUGGCGGCCCUCAUGGAAAGGAUCGCACAUCUAGAGUCGGAGCUGGUGAAGGCAAGGGCAAAUGAAGGGCAUGCAGAGGCCGCCAGGGAUCCCGUUGGAGUCGGGGCACGCGGCGUUGGAGUGAGCGGUACGGCGAAUACACCGCCAUGUUUGAGUGAAACGGUGCCAUGUCUGAGAGCAGCACCACGGCAGGGCUCGAGUGAGAGCCUGCCCAGGCAGAUUAUGAGUGACAAUCUGCAACCGGAGCUUGGAGUGACGCCAUCUUUGGAUGCGCAGUUGCCGGCACAAUUGAGUGCAAGUUUGCCGCCACAAUUGAGUGGAAAUUUGGCGCCGACGCUUGGCGGCCAUUGGGCAAACGGGCAACCUGUCACACGGAGUUGUACAACAACAACAGUGAGCUAUUCUCCGCCAUUUUGUGUUACCGCCACGGCGCAGCCUGAACGAGGUUAUGUUCACCCGCCACGGGAGCCAACACACAAUUUGGAGGUAUCAACGCCAUCGCCCCUAUCAUAUGGAAUGGCGGCGACGAGCAUACCUGGAUGGACGCCACGCAGACUGCCUGAUCUUCCCGAGUUUGAGGGUCAGCCAGAGGAAUGGCCAAUAUUCUUGUGCGCGUUCACGGAGACAACGGCAGCUUACCAGUGUACAGAUUUGGAGAAUAACCAGAGGCUAGUGAAAGCCCUGAAGGGUGAAGCCCGAGCAGCUGUGAAGUCGCUGCUCAUCCACCCCAGCAAUGUGCAAGCUGUUAUGGAGCAGCUACGAUUCCGGUAUGGACGUCCGGAGCUUUUGAUCCGUAGCCAACUGGAGAGCGUGCGCGAUGUGCAGCCAAUACAGGAGGCCAACAUCGCAAGGAUCGUGCCGUUCGCCACAAGGGUGAGCAACCUGGCAGCGUUCCUGCAGUCAACCACGACCGGCAGCCAGCACUUAGGGAAUCCAACCCUAAUGGAGGAGCUGAUCGCCAAGUUGCCUGUGAGCAAGAGGUUGGACUGGGCGAAGCACGCGGCUACGAUACAGCCAUAUCCGACAGUGGUGCAUCUAAGCGAGUGACUUCAUGAAUUCGCUAAAUUGGUGUGCACUGUCACGGACGUCGGAAUCAAGGAGCACCCGAGACGAAGGGUAUUGCA